Molecule: messenger RNA, 2941 nt
Organism: Anopheles stephensi (Asian malaria mosquito)
Lineage: Eukaryota; Metazoa; Arthropoda; Insecta; Diptera; Culicidae
Gene: Sac1
Product: phosphatidylinositol-3-phosphatase SAC1
Exons: 6
Coding region: 148-1923 (591 amino acids)
Biological process (GO): phosphatidylinositol dephosphorylation
Cellular component (GO): endoplasmic reticulum
Molecular function (GO): phosphatidylinositol-4-phosphate phosphatase activity
Source: RefSeq, a predicted model, not a curated record
GCUUAACGCCAUGUAACCGUGGCGGACGCUGUCAAAUGGGUUGGCCGUGUGUGCGUGUGUUGUAUUUUGGUAGUUAUUUUGUGCCAUUCACGUUCUGGAACGUCAGCGAUUUUUCCUUGCCUAAUUGUCGUACGAUCGGAUCGCAAAAUGGAUUUACGAGUUUUCGACGAUAUGAAUCUCUACAUUACACCGGACAGGUUCUUCAUUGAGCCAUGCAAUACGGAAGAAUUCCUUAUAAUCGAACGUCCCAGUGGCAAGGUUUCACUGCACACCGCGGAUAGUAAGGAAAUGCUUCCAGUUCACGGUUACGAGCUGCGCAAGAUAUGUGGUUUGCUCGGCAUGAUACGGCUGAUCAGUGGGCUGCAUCUGGUGGUUGUAACGCAUCGCAUUUUUGUCGGUCUUAUGUAUGAGGAACCGAUCUGGCAGAUGGCCGGCACCGAUGUAAUUCCGCUCGCGGGCACGCUAACCCACCUGAGCGAGGUCCAGAAGGAACACAAUGCGAUCUAUCUUUCCAUGGUGCGUGAGGUGCUGGAAACACCUUACUUCUACUUUUCGUACGGCUUAGAUCUUUCCAAUACGCUUCAGCGGAUUGAAACGAAUGCUGGCGGGGGAGGGGGUGAUGUACGCGGUCUCUUCAUGCAGAGCGAUAAGCGGUUUGUGUGGAACGUAGGGCUGGUGGAAAAUCUUCCUCCCCUGCCACAGUACACGCUACCCAUCAUUCAUGGUUUCGUAUCCAUCAAAGACGUGUCGAUAAACGGGCAUACGCUCAGCUGGAUACUGAUUUCGCGCCGCUCGGUGCGGCAUGCCGGUACGCGGUUGUUUUGCCGCGGCAUCAACAGCGAAGGGGACGUGGCGAACUACGUCGAAACGGAACAGAUUGUGAUUACCGAGGACGACUGUGUGUCGUUCGUGCAGACCCGUGGCAGCAUUCCGCUCUUCUGGAGCCAGACACCGAACCUGCAGUACAAACCGCGACCCCAGCUAGCGACGCGCAUGGAUCACAUGCACGCCUGCGCGCGUCACUUUGACGAGCAGUGCAAACGGUACGGUGCCCAGGGCCUCAUCAACCUGAUCGAUCACAAAGGUGCUGAGGAGGUGCUGGAGAAGGCGUACGAGGCGACGGUUAAAGCGAUGGCCAACCCGUUGCUCACGUACGUGUCGUUCGACUUCCACAAGGAGUGUAAGAAGAUGCGGUACGAUCGAUUGAGCUUGCUCAUGUCGAUGAUCGCGAGCCAGCAGGAAAGCUUUGGCGUGUUCCAUACCGACCACACCGGGCAGGUGUACUCGCUCCAGAAGGGCGUGUUCCGCACGAACUGCAUCGACUGUCUGGACCGGACGAAUGUGGUGCAAAGCAUGAUUGCGAAACGUAGCCUCGAGCAAACGCUGAAAGAGAUCGGCAUUUUCAAGCCGGGCCAGAAGCACAUCGAUCCCAACUCCAUGUUCGAGGCGACCUUCAAAGAGGUUUGGGCCGACAAUGCGGAUCUGAUAUCGGUGCAGUAUUCCGGUACCGGUGCGCUGAAAACGGAUUUUACGCGUACGGGCAAGCGUACGGUGCAGGGAUUGUUUCGGGAUGGGCUGAACUCGCUCACGCGCUACGUGAAGAACAAUUUUCAGGACGGGUUUCGUCAGGACAGUAUCAAGCUGUUCCUAGGCCACUACCAUGUGCGGGAAGACGAAGGUUUGGUGACACCUUCACCGUUCGCACCGGAGCCCACGGUCGACAUGAGAAAGCGUAUGAUUGCGACCAUGCUUUUGUUCGAGGUAGCGGUGUUCUUCGUCAUCCUGCUGUAUCCGGCCGAGCACAGCGCUAGAACGGGUUACAUGCUGCUGGGCUGGGGCGCGUUGCUUGCCCUUACCGGCAAGUACUCGCGCAAACAUCGGCUAGACUUUGUGGACCGGCCGAAACUGAAUUCAAAAAAGUAACUAGCCGGCGGGGGCCCGUACCAGUCCGGGGAGCAUUGGCCAUGUACGACGAAAAUGCGUACUACACAAUCGUGUGACGUAACGCGGCAACGGCCAGAGCGCACCGGCACAACGGGUACGGGCAACGGAUGACCGGCCAAAAAAGUGCGUACUUUUACCACACGAUCACGCACACACACACACUCCUUUCCGGUGAGACGAGGCAUGGUUUUAGUUGGUUUAAUUUUGGAACAUAUUUAUAAAUGCAAAUAAAUUCAUCGGAUCUGCAUGGGAUAUGCUCAAUCAUACAGCACAUCAAAGAUUUAGCAACGUGAUGGAGUGGUGUGUGUGUGUGUGAUUGUGGAUCAGAACGGAUGUUAAAAUUUUCCCUCGUUCUAACCGAUCUGGUCUUGUCUUCCUUUAGAUGGACCAGUCAAUGCUUACUGGCAAUAGUUCCUUUCCAUCAAUUCAAUUACACAAAUUCCUGUAGCCCUUCGAAGGAAUACUAGGGGAUAUAACUUCUUACAAAUAAUCGAACGGUUGUCACUACACUUUAUAAAGGGUCACUAUAUACGUAUUCGGCGAGCAAAGAACAGAAACAUAAUUCAAUAGUUAGCGAAACAGGCUUUAACGGAAAAAAAACUACUCUAUUCUUAAUCAUUCCUUGCAUCGACAGUGGUGCGACAGGCACACCCAGUGAGAACCUUAAAAUCGGCAAUUUAAUAGAACGUUAAUUUACUUUAAACUCUUUUGUUGGCAAAUUGUUUCAUUUGUGUGGGGAAAUCAGACCCAAAAUCCAUGUUGUUAAAUAUAGUGUGCUUACCAAUAAAUUAUUUCAACAGCUAAGGACGGCUGGCGGGUUAGCAGUUGGUGCGUGGCGGGAGUAUAGCAUGUUUGUUUUAUUUUUUCUGUUACACAUUUAGGCCCAAAAUCUUCCAAAUAGUUAUGAAAAUUAGUUUAUUUAGUUGACGUUUGGUACGUACAAUCAGCAAAGUGUGGAUGUGGAAUUGAUAAUAAAAGAAAAAUACGUUCUCAUGGA